CUCCUCUCUCUCUCUUUCCCUUGAAUAACAUGGCUGAAACAUCUGAUGUAUCGCCAUUGAAACGUUACAGAGAACAAGAAAACCUAGUCGAAGAAGACACAACCAAACGACAAAAGCCCUCUUCGUCAUCAUCUUCUUCCUCUUACAACCAAAUUCUAUGUCUCCUCAACGAUUCAGACGAACAAAACCAACACAACAAUGACCUAACUUCCUUUAUAAACGCUCUUCAGCAAGAUAUCUCAUCAGAUGACCAAAACGCCGUCGUUUCCGAAACCUUCAACGUCGAAGACUCGUCGUCAUCGUCGUGCGUUUCCUCGAAAGAAGAAGAUGUCGAAGAUGACAACAAGGAGAAAGUGAUGCAGCAUCUUUUGGAAGCUUCCGAUGACGAACUUGGGAUCCCUAACACAGAUUUUGGCGAGAGUAAUUAUGAAAAGACUAAUGAGAGUUACGUUUAUGGAGAUAGUUUGUUAGAUGGGUUUGGUGAUGCGUUUUGGGAGCUUGAAGACGAAGCUGCUAAUUAUUACACGUUGCUGCAGUCUGAGCUAUUCAUGUAGAAACUAUCCUAAUUAAUGGUCAAAAUGGGA
Arabidopsis arenosa is the source of this 584-nucleotide messenger RNA. The record is from the annotation of a GenBank genome assembly. NCBI's taxonomy places the organism in Eukaryota, Viridiplantae, Streptophyta, Magnoliopsida, Brassicales, Brassicaceae.